AUGUCGCUGUUUAAGGUGCGGAACUGGUGGAAAACGCAGUGUCCCACCAUCGGGCCAGCGUACGAUUCCUUUUCAUUGCACUGUGCCCGGCUGUGCAUAGAGGAGGGUGAGAAGGACAGCAUAGUGGUUGGGUCGCAUUCCGGUCAGCUAUGCAUCUACCGUCCAUCGGGAGGAACCACCAACCUGCCGGAUCUCGAUGCGGAGGACGCAGAAGGACAGCUGAAUCAAAAUUCCGCACCGAACGAACCGUUCGAGAACGUGUUCCAACACGCGGAUGUCAUCCUGGAGGUGCAACUUGCGUUUCCUGUGCUGGCCAUUGGCAGUGGAAAGUUUACCACGACGAAUAAAACCGACCCCCGAUUGCAGCUGGCCGUAUUGCACCCUACGAAGCUGUGCAUCUAUCAAAUCGUGACGAUAGACGGACUAGCGGAUCAUGGUGACCAUACGCUGCUCGUUACACUCUGCGACCAUCCACUCUCGCAACCAGCCUUCUCCCUGUGCCAUGGCCCGUUCGGUGGUGUGAAAGGACGCGAUUUUCUUUGCGUGCAGCAUUUGGACGGUUCGCUACGGUUCUUCGAGCAGGACGGUAUCAGCUACGAACGUACGUUGGCCACCGAUCGGCACAUACCUUCGCCGGUACACUAUUUGCAGCGCGUUGAUUGUUUCGUGACGGUUGCACCGAGCUGGGUGCUGGAGUGUUACCGCUAUCAGGACAUUGCCGAAGCACUCGAAUCAUUGCGCCGUCACGAUCCGAUCUGGUCGCUGUGCGUUGGCGAGUAUGCGCUCGAUCUGCAGGUGCAUCAAAUAUCCAACAACGAAUCCGUCAUCGUGAUAUUGGGUGAGAACAAUGUGCUGUGCGUGUCCGAUACGGGUAAGGUGCGGUUUAUCAAAAAGCUUGACUACUCACCGAUCUGUUUCCACACCUUCGUCACUGGUUGGUACUGGGAACCCGGUGCACGAUUAAUGCUGGCGGUUGUUUCCGAAAGUGGAUCCUUGCUGCUGUACGAUAGCGAUCAAAUCAUCUGGUCAGCUCAGCUGGCUGACGUCCCGGUGGCAAUCAGCCGCGCUAAUGUAACAGGGCUCCCAGGCGCACUGGUCACACUCGGUGCCACCGGAUCUCUCACGAUCGGAUAUCUCGGCUCGGAACCGCAGCUGUUUCGCGUACCGGCCCUCAACCUAGCACCGUUCGAGAUUGCUCGCUGCCAAAUGGAACUGCUGGAACUGGAACGAGAAAUACGUGCCGGAGUGGAUCCAAGUGACGCGAGCAUUGCCAACGCGGCUGCCGAAAGGGACGUCAAGGUGGUCGUUACCAUCGGUGAGGAAACGAUCCCCUGCACCCAUCCGACAAACAUUCCCCCGGGAGUGGCCACUGAAAUGUGCCAACUGAGUGUGACGGUCCAGGUGGAACCGAAACUCGAGGUACUGCAGCUUACCAUCACCACAGAUCUGGCUGUUGGGUGCUCGAAGGUGGCGUACCUGUUCCGAGAUGUGGUAGCACACAGCACGGAACGAUUUGACGUGUGGGUAUAUCCUGCCGAGCAGACGCUACCAGCCACACGCACGGUAACCGUGUACUGCUCCUACACCAACAAGCAAGGCAUCACGAGGGUGUUGCAGAAGGAAAUUCUGCUACCAUUGAAGCUAUUCCUCAAACCAUGCCAACCUUCAAAGGAAGCACAGUACAAACUAACCCUGUCAGUAGUUAGUAGCACACCGCAAAAUAAUGCCGUUGGUGGAUUGGGACAAUUAUUUCCAGAGUUUACCUCCGAUGGCAGCAGUACUACCAGUGCACUUGGACUGCAACCAAUAGGAGCUGGAGAUGGACGUAGAGUUACGAUAGUAGCGGCCAAAAACACGAACCGUUUUCGCAUUCAAUCUGACGAGCUUGGCAUUAUUGCGCUAGUAUUGGAAUGCCUCAUCGGUCGUCUACAAGGGGAACGAGACUCCGAAUCGGAUGGAUCCUACCGAAAAGACGCGUGCAAAGUAGCUAUCAGUGGAGUCCCAUCAAUCAGUGGACUACUGAGAUCGUUGCAAACACAUUGUGAAAUAAGAAAAGCAGUAAAGCAACUAGAGCAAGAGCUGGAGAUCACCACCGGACAGAUGCGUUUGUUCGAGCGCCGGUUUGUCGUCAAGCUACAGGAACGCUCCUUGCGUGCCCUCGACGGUAUAUUAAUGCUGCUCAAGCGAAAUCACAGCUCGGUGGCCAAGGUUUGUCUACAGCUUAAGACCGCACGUCAUAAGAUGAAACUAGCUCAGAUUGAUUUGGCCGCCAUUUUACACUUGUUUCACCUGUGCUACACUCAUACGGCUAACGCACCUUCCGGCGCAAAACAUCUCGAUCAUCUCACGGGACUUCUAAGACACUCCGUCAUCGACAGUACUGAGCAAUGCUACGAGGAAAUGUUGCUUCCCGUGGUACGAUUUUUAGACCAGACGGGUCCACUGAAAAACACUAGCGAGCAGCAGGACACUUUCGAUGACGCAUUCUUCUACACCGCCAAACAAAACGAACGUGGUGAUGUGGAUGUUACGAUCCAUAGUGAACUGCUGCAGAAGCAGCUUCAGCGUCUCCUAGGGCGGGUUAAUGAUCGUUUCGUUACCACGGCAAAGGUAUCCGGAAGCGGCAGCGGCCGGAACAGUGUCGACUUUGAGGAUCAACCACUGCCGGAAGCCCAUAACGAAGAGACGGAAGAGGAGGAUGAAGAUAAUCGGAUCGACAAUCGAGCGGAUUCCGAUUUCCCGAAACUUGGUUCCAACGCUAGCGAAUGGGUGAACUACGAAAAAAUGUCUGAUUUACCACUGUAA
Messenger RNA from Anopheles marshallii, 2805 nucleotides. It is a transcript of the gene BBS9, whose product is annotated as protein PTHB1. The record is from RefSeq and is a predicted model, not a curated record. Gene Ontology annotation, biological process: cilium assembly. The transcript is spliced from 6 exons. NCBI's taxonomy places the organism in Eukaryota, Metazoa, Arthropoda, Insecta, Diptera, Culicidae. Gene Ontology annotation, cellular component: membrane; BBSome. Gene Ontology annotation, molecular function: protein binding. The coding region runs from base 1 to 2805 and encodes 934 amino acids.